CUCCCCCUUGCCUCCCCACUGUACUUCUUUGCUUCUCUUCCAUUGUCCUACAGCGAGUUCGCCCAGCUACGCACCAUGGCGCAGUCUACACAACCCCUCCCCCCGGAGAACGCAUCCAUGUCCGAGAUGCUUGACGCCACCGUUGCGUACUCCAACCCCGAGUCCCUCGAGAACGAGCGCCUCCUCUCUGCGUUCAUGUCCCCCAUGCCGCUCCUUACGCCCGCCCUUGCGCGCCCUAUGGACGACUGCGGCGCCAGCAGCCCCGCGCUCAACCUUGACCUCGACGCGGCGGGUGGGGAGUCCGCGGUCAAGUGCGCCGCGGUCGGGCACCCGUACUCGUGCCACUGCGUGCCGUGCAAUGUGUUCGCGGACCACGAGGAGGCGGCGCAACCGGUCCCUGAAGAGACCCCCACGCGGCCCGCGUCGCGCGCGCCCUCGCGCCGCGCGAGCACGAAGCGGAUGAAGAGCGGGCUGUCGCUCACGGCGCCGGGGAAGGACGGCGAGGCGCAGGAGCGGCUGGCGUCUUCUGCGGCGGGGCGCCACGGCCGGAUGCGCUCGGUCACGACGGUGGGCUACCGCGAGGGCGAGGCGGUCGCGGGCGGGACGGACGAUACGGGCGACGGCAACCCCAUGCUGCGCAACCGGCUCCACGACCUGCUCAACGACCCGCGGGGCGCGCGCAAUACGCCCGCCACCGUGUCCGCGUCCAUGCCCGCCAUGUCGUCGAUGCCGUCGCGGACACGCCCGGUCGUGGCGCACUCGUCGUUGUCUGCUAUACCCGACGCGCCGUCGCCCACUCGGGAGGAGGCGCCAUCGCGUAAUGCGUCCGCCUCUUCCUCGUUGCUGUCCUCCUCCCUGCGCCCCCAAUGCCUUGAUGAGGCGCCGACAGAGCCGACCACUGCCACCUCGCACAUCACCAGCGAGCACGCCACGCCCCGGCGCCCCUCCGUCGUCUCGCACGCCUCCAAGGCCGCGCUCGCGCUCGAGCAGACACGCCGCCCGCACUAUUCCUCUGGCCGCGAAUCCACAGAACCCACGCCCGAGGACCACCUCCGCGCGACGCAGCCCAUCCCCAUCCAAUCCCAUUCGCGCAAACGCUCCGAUGCCGCCGACUGCGCGUUUGGCUCGCUCAGGGAGUACGGGCCCAGCGAGGGGUCCUUCGGGGGCGCGUCGUAUCGGGACAAUGGGGGCACAUCUUACUCUAACAUGGACAACAGUGGCACGUAUAGGGAAUCCACGCCCGACCGUGACGUCUUUGGCUCGCCACCUGCGGAGCCACCAUACUAUCCAUCCGUAUCGCGCAAGGCCAGCCUCCGCCGGCCGAGCGCUGCUCAGUCCUUGGGGUCGAGCGGGUCUAUCCGCACGCACCGGGACACCUAAACAACACCGCCUUCAGUGUGCUUUCUUUGGCGCCCUUCCUCCUGAGGCCUCUGCUCGGCGGUCUGGCGUACUCUUUACACAGAGGCGUCUCCUUGCGAGGCAUCUCUAACCGUACUUCGCAGCGCACUCGCGACCUGCUGUGUGGAAUGAUCUUGUAUAGCGUCCCAUCUCAUCCAGACUGUCUCGUCCCAUUCCACUCAUACUGUCUCGUCCCAUCUCACUCAUAUCUAAUGCUCACUAACUGGAUCUGGAAUCAUCUGUAUGCCACCGACUUGCACUCACUUGUUAUAUUAUCGUCAAUACUUGCUAGCACCAAUUGUAUUGGACUUGUAGUUAUCUCGCAACAGUGUUGUCUUGCGUCAGUUGGGUCUGCUGGCUGUCGCCAGAGCCGACUGGCGCAGUUCUGCCCCUUCAUUGUGCUCGGCAUUCACUGGAGGAAGCUCCGGCGUCGCCGACUCUAAUUCUACCUUGCGCCGGAGAACUUGGGUAC
This is a messenger RNA of Schizophyllum commune H4-8, 1870 nucleotides long. RefSeq lists its product as uncharacterized. The coding region runs from base 76 to 1380 and encodes 434 amino acids. The record is from RefSeq and is a predicted model, not a curated record. Lineage: Eukaryota; Fungi; Basidiomycota; Agaricomycetes; Agaricales; Schizophyllaceae. The transcript is spliced from 2 exons.